Molecule: messenger RNA, 4512 nt
Organism: Pecten maximus
Lineage: Eukaryota; Metazoa; Mollusca; Bivalvia; Pectinida; Pectinidae
Exons: 11
Coding region: 264-1337 (357 amino acids)
Source: RefSeq, a predicted model, not a curated record
UAGCCAGCCAAAAUCACUAAUGUUUGUCCAAGUUGCUUUUAUUGAGCCAAGAAACAUCCUACAAUUGCAAAAAUAGAAUUUAUUUGCUUCUGGGAAAGUAAUUACAAGUCCUUAAUUCAGACCAAGAUAUCUGAUGUACGUGCAUAAAUGUAGAUGGGCCACAGAGGCCGAGUGGUUCAACGAUGUCCCGACACUUUAUCACUAGCUCUCUACCUCUUGGUUGCAAGUUCGCAUGCAGAGCAGCUGCCUGACGCGUUAACACAAUGGCCAGCAAUCCCUCAGCACCACCACCUUCUUAUGAGGAAGCAAUAAAUUCAGGGAUUUAUUACCAAGUGACUCAUAGUGAUGUGCCACCUCCAUAUGUCUUUGACAAUUACGCAUCUGAUUUACCAUCAGUAGAAACUCUGCCUCCUCCUUUAGCUGGCCCGUCAACUGAGGGUGCAGCCGCUCAACCUGGAAUCUUUGUGAUUCAACCACCUUCUGCACCCAGUUCAAGCCAAGCAGGUCCAAUUCCUCCAAAACCAAAAACUCCCAAACCAACUGCAAAUCCAACCCCUAAUUCCAACUCUACCCCUGCUUCAAAUCCAACCCCAGCCUCACGUCCGAACCAAGUCAGCCAGUCAAGGAACCAAAAUGCCCGAAGACCAUUAACCCUCGAUGACAAAGAAGCUCGUCGUGGAUUUUUCCAUCGUAUGUACCUGGUACUGGUGGUGCAGGCUUGUUGUAUCCUGGCCAUUGGAGGUGGAAUCUACAGCAAUGAAUACUUGAGGGACAAGAUAGCAUCAGAUCCUGAUACCUACAGGGGAUUGAUCAUAGGUUUAAUGAUUGCUUCCAUUUUCUUCACCUGGACGAUGACAGAGAUAAGGAAAAAACACAAACCUGCCGCUAUUAUCUUCAUGAUUGUUUUUAACCUGAUUCUGAGCUUUGCUGUUAUGGCCCUGGCCUGUCUCACUGGCAGUAUCGCUCCAUUGGUUUUUUAUGGAAUAACAGCUGGCCAUGGUUUAGUUGUACAGAUAUUUCUUUACCAGAAAAAGAUUGCCUUUACUUUGAUAUCUGGAAUGAUCUUCACAUUUGUGACAGUGGCCGUUUUAUUUGGAUUGUCAGUUCCUAUAUUUAGUUCAAUGACAGCAUGUUUGAUCGGGGGAGCUGUUGCCUUGUUUUUUGGAUGGUGGGUGAUGAUUCUCAUCUGGUGUAUGAUAGAUGAAUGGCAGAAGUAUAAUCACAAACCUGAAGAGUACUUAGCUCUACAACCGUUCAUGUAUGCUGGGGUUCUUUACCUGCCUUUUAUUUUAUUAGGAAUAAUGUUCUGCAAGUUUGAAUGGUCCAAAUAUAAAUAACUCAUCCUGGUGGUCAAAUGUGAUAAUGCUGAACCAGGAGAGUUGCUACAUAUUGGUUCAGAAGAUGAUACCCACCUCAACCAUUUGUAACUGUCUUGUUACUAGAGAUGUGUUGGAUAGUUACACCAGGGGGAACAGUGUACCAUGUAUUCAGCAGAAAAAAAAUGUUUGUUAUGAGUUUGGGUUAUAAAUUAUUAGAGUUUUUUGUUGUUAGCUUAUGUCAUGACGCAGGAUCCAUCGUUGUCAACCGUCAGCAUUUCCUUUAAAUCACUUCCUGUGCUGAAUUACUGAAUAUUAUUUGAUGAAAUGUAGUCUAGAGCAUCAUUGGGCCAAGAAGAUCUAAAGUGGUUAAAGGAAGGCUUCCCUGGGGCUGAGGGGUGGGGCCCAAUAGGGGAAAUUGAUAUCAAUUAUUCUAUUUUAAAAUUGCUACUUGUCCUGAAGGACUAGAUGGAUUUCAAUGAAAUUUGAUCUGGAGCAUUUUUAGGAAAAGAAGAUCUAAUAUUGUAGAAACAGGUGUGGCUCCCUUGGGACUGGAGAGAGGAGGUCCAGUGUGGAAAAUACUCAAAAAAAUCCAAUGCAAUUCAAAAUCUUUCUUCUUGAAGAAUCACAGGAUUUGGUCUACAUUUGGGUUGAUAGGAGAGGCAGCAAUAAAUGUAAGAACAUUAUUGUAAUAUAACACAAAUUAAAAUGUUGCCAUGAUUACUGAAAUAUCAAGGUGAGCAAUGCAGGCCCUAUAGGCCUCUUGUUAUAUACUUGUUAUUGUGUUAGCGUUGUAUCCUAAUUUACUAUUAUCUUAAGUCAUUAUUAGACAUAUUACCUGAUCAGUGAUUCAGUCAUAGCACCCAAAGGUUAUAGUUUACAUAUCAUUCACAACUGCUUGCCAACAUAAUAUAUCAACAUACAUAUCUGCAAAACAAUUAUUUACUCACUCCAUUAUUCUAUAAAGUACAUGUACUUUUGUUUGUUGUUUGCUUUGGUUAAACGGACCAUUGAUGGCUGUGGCCAUUUAGCGCCAUAGUGAUUCAUUUACUACCUUAUUAUAAACAUACAUGGGUAGUAUAAUUUGAUCAUCAAAAUAAGAAGUGGGUUAAGAUAAAAAAAGAUAUAGGGAAUAGGUGAUAUGGACCAUGUGAUAUACAUAACAUCAAAGGGGGUAAGGUAGGUAGGAGGGCAUUAGAGUCUGUAGAAGAUAUUCAUGUCUUUCAGAUAGCUGAAUUGUGCAUUCGAUUCUACAGAACUGUAAAGAGUACAAAAUGUUAAGCUAUCUAUAAUUAAAAUUUGUGUAAUUUCUGAUUUCUGGAAAAAUGAUCUCUUGCUGUUUUCAUUAAAUUGAUAAGACGUUUGUAGAGCUACAUAUUUUUGUGUUUUUACACUGAGACAAUUGUGUUUUAUAUUUAUUUAUUCCAAUUUUUAUUGCUGAUUUAGCUGAAGUUUUCUGUUGUAUAAUACUCUGUCUUUACUCUGUAAUACUCCUUUACAAAUGACUUAAUAGUAUAGAUCUGUCAGUAACACAAUGUAAUGUGUAUACAACCAUACAGUGUAUUGUGUUCAUGUUCAUUGACACAAUAUCAAUGUGUAUACAACCAUACAGUGUAUUGUGUUCAUGUUCAAUAACACAAUAUCAAUGUGUAUACAACCAUACAGUGUAUUGUGUUCACGUUCAAUAACACAAUAUCAAUGUGUAUACAACCAUACAGUGUAUUGUGUUCAUGUUCAUUGACACAAUAUCAAUGUGUAUACAACCAUACAGUGUAUUGUGUUCAUGUUCAUAUAAUACAGUCCAGGUAAGAUUUGUUAUUAUUGCAUUUUUGCCAGUGAAAUAUAGAAAUCCAUCAAACAAAUAAAUUUGCAGUGAUGAGCAGUGAAAGUAUAAGAUAUUGCAGUUUUUUCGUUUUUGACCAAUUAUAGCAAACCUUUGUAUUCACUUCAUUGGAACUUGCUGAUUUUUCCAAUCGUAGCGAAGAUAGGUAAAUUGGUUAUUUUGCUGUAUUUCUGAAAUAUUCGGCUGUUUUUCCUUGACAAGAAUACUCACUUGACAUUAGCUUUCAAGCAGGUUCUCCGAUAACAACAGAACACGCUUAAAUUAUUAUGUUAUGUUUACGUCACAAAGAGAUGACGUCAUGAAUCAUGUUAGUGAUUCCCGCACUUUUUGAAACUAUUAAUUUUUCUAUGUUUUUAAUUUUGUUUUUAAGCAAGUUUAGGUUUCUACCCAAGUCUUUCUGUCCAUCCACUUCGUUUUUUCCACACUUUUCCCAGCCAUGCUUCAAGGUAUGUUAGUAAAAGUUGGUGUGUAACUUUAGUAUGAGUAGCUACAGAUCAAGCUUGACUUUCAUUCUGCUUGAAUAAUUUUUGCAAGAGUUAGGGCCCUUACCUUGAUCCACAAUUCAGUUUUCCACACUUUUCUCAGACAUGCUUCAAAGUAUGUUGGGUAAGUUGGUGUGUAGCUUCAGUAUGAGAAGCUACAGAUCAGGUCAGAGUUUCAGAGUUUUUGGGUCAAAGGUAAGGUCACUGUUUCUAUUAUAACAGAGGUUGGUAGGGGACAUGUAUUGCUUUAGCAUUACAUGUACUUUAAUCCUUGUUUGAAAUGAAAUCCAGACAUAUUAUCACAACUGUAAAAUGAUAAUUUGUGAUUGAUAUUAUAGUUACCACCUGAUACAUUGUGUGUUGUUAUUUGUUACAUUCUAAUAUGUUGAUAUAAUAUUAUACUUACCACCUGAUACAUUGUGUGUUAUUUUUACACUCUAAUAUGUUGAUAUAAUAUGAUGAUUUUCUACUAUUAUGUAUAUUUAUUAUCAUUUGAUAUUGUUUGUAUAUGUGUAGAUAUCCAUGUACCUGGCCUUACUAUCGUACAUAUCUAGGAUGCUCCAAACUGAUUUUAUUGUGACAAUCAAAGACUGUAUCGGUCAUUAAUGCACACCAGUUGUCUCCCUUAGCUAGGGGAUAAUUAACAUGUGUGUAGGUAAGUCUAAUUACCUCAUCUAGAUUUUUGUUGUUUAAAGGCUGAGUAUCAAAAUUCACUCAUCCCAGUUACUAUAACUAGAUGUUGCUGUUUUGUAUAGGUCAGCCAUGUUUUAUCCAUGGUUGUUGUUUAACCUUAAAGCUGUGAUAUCUACAUAUUAACUUAUACUUAUACUCUAGAUUUUGAAUGAUAUGUUAAUAAAAUGUUAUUCUAUUA